Molecule: messenger RNA, 1224 nt
Organism: Suillus subalutaceus
Lineage: Eukaryota; Fungi; Basidiomycota; Agaricomycetes; Boletales; Suillaceae
Product: tRNA-splicing endonuclease subunit sen54 N-term-domain-containing protein
Exons: 5
Coding region: 1-1224 (407 amino acids)
Biological process (GO): tRNA-type intron splice site recognition and cleavage
Cellular component (GO): tRNA-intron endonuclease complex
Source: RefSeq, a predicted model, not a curated record
AUGCGUCCGGUAAUCCCAAAACGCGGAGAGAAAGAUUUUGAGCCCGCUGCAGGAGGGGGUUCAGGUCUUCAAGUCCAUGUGUUGGACCGAGCACGCGCUGCGAUGUUUGACGCCCUCAAAGCUGAUCGCGCCAUAUCUAGUAAAUCUGCCAGCUAUGGCAUCUGGUGCCCGCAAAUAUCUCGCGUUCAUGUCACCAUUGCCAGAGGUAUUCACUUUUCUGUCAUGGGCCAUUCAGCAGCACGGUCCACAUCAAUUGAUAACGGUUCAACGAAGCUGCAGAAGAGACUAGAGUUACUGCCCGAAGAGGCGCUUUAUCUAAUUGAAAGGGGCGCUCUGUUCUGUUGGAUGGAUAUUCAAACGGAUUUGACUGGCUUGGAUGACAUUGAAGGUGCUCCGAUGUCUGUUCAACAGGCUUUUGCAGAAAUAAUUGGGAAGGAAGACCUGACGCUCGAAAAAUAUCAGGUCUUUGCAUACUUGAGGCGCUUGGGCUAUGUCAUCACCCGCGCAGAUCCACCCAGCCCUAGUUAUCCAGUACCCCCACCUCGCCUAGGGAGUGACGGAGCACCUCUGUCAUUCUACCAAAGAUUAUCAUCAAUUUUUUCGCUGUUUACGACGAGUGUUUUGAGAUUUUGGAGGGGGUCGUUUAAUUGGUGGAGACCGCUCAGGAUAAGUCGGUGGAUACAUCACGAUAAAUCAUAUGGCAAGGUCUUCAAGUCUCUGCGAGUCAUACCUGCAGGUCACUCAGUUGCGCCUUAUUCCAGUCGUGCGACUCCUGUCGCACCCUCCUCCCCAUACAAGAUAUUCUACAACAUGUACAAGCCCUCGACCAACUUCCGGAAAACUGCUCCCCCGCAACCUGAUUUCCAAAUCGUUGUUAUCAACGCGCGAACCGCUUUUGUGCCCUCUCUGUACGAAUUAACGGAGCUAUUCAACGUUCUUCCGGAAAUCCCCCCGCCUCUCCCACGAAAGCGCGGAGCACCAUCGAUAGUCCAACCAUCCCCUGCAACAGUCGCAUCGCCCGUCCACACAUCAACAUUCAGACAUAUUUUCUCGUGGUUGUUGCCGUCGUCGACGCCACAGCCUGUGUCAUCUCAACCACGGCCGCAUCCAUUUGCAGCACUCAAGGCUGGCAAAAAGAACAUAGUCAUCGCGUCUGUAGACUCGGGCAAUAUCAGUUUCUUUCGAUUCAGUCAAGGCGCUUUUGAAGAGUGGCCGACUCUCUAG